Molecule: messenger RNA, 879 nt
Organism: Tribolium madens (black flour beetle)
Lineage: Eukaryota; Metazoa; Arthropoda; Insecta; Coleoptera; Tenebrionidae
Gene: Rrp40
Product: exosome complex component RRP40
Exons: 1
Coding region: 173-868 (231 amino acids)
Biological process (GO): CUT catabolic process; TRAMP-dependent tRNA surveillance pathway; nuclear polyadenylation-dependent rRNA catabolic process
Cellular component (GO): cytoplasmic exosome (RNase complex); nuclear exosome (RNase complex)
Molecular function (GO): RNA binding
Source: RefSeq, a predicted model, not a curated record
AAAUCAAUCACACUAUAUCAUAGCCUCGAUCACAAAUAAAAUUAAUACACAACUGGGGUCACAACAUUGAAAAUUUUAUCAAUUUAAUCCUACAAUCUAGUGAUUUAUUUUUUAUUUUGUUGGCAAUUUAUGAUAUGACAAUUUGGGGUUAUGUCAAAUUCAAAUCUCAAAAAUGCUGAAAGACAGUGAGAACCGGGCCGUAUUCCCCGGUGACGUUAUAAGAGACAUCAAAUCGGUGAAAGGAGUGACUAUUUUGGGGCCCGGCUUGCACCAGAACGAAUCAGAGCUCAAUUCCGUCCGAGUGACGCGCAGCGGGAGUCUUCAUUUUAAGCCCCCCAAUGUCUACUGGGUGGAGCACGACCAGAAGCGCUAUAUCCCCAAACGUGGGGACUUGGUCGUAGGAAUAGUAGUGAAAAAAUCGGGUGAUUUGCUUAAAAUCGACAUUGGGGCCAGUGAGCCCGCUUCAUUGUCGAUGUUAGCAUUCGAGGGGGCCACCAAGAAGCAAAAGCCCGACUUGCAAGUAGGUGAUUUGGUCUACGGGAAGUUGCUGAACGCGCAUAAAGAAAUGGAGCCCGAGUUGGUGUGUGUUGACUCUUAUUUCAAAGCGGGGAAGUUGGGGCCCUUGUCGAACGAUGGGUUUGUGGUGACGGCCAGUUUGGGGCUGGUGUACCGGUUGUUGGACCCCGAGAACCCGAUUUUGGAAACCUUGGGGAAGCUUUUCCCGUUUGAGAUUGCGGUGGGGAUGAAUGGCAAGGUUUGGGUCAAUGCGAAAAGUGUCAAAGAUGUUUUAACUGUGAUUAGGUGUCUCGAGGUGGCUGAGGCACAGGACGAUAAAACGGUGCUUGAUUUAUGUAAACAAUUUAAAUAAAUAUUUAAUAA